This is a messenger RNA of Xenopus tropicalis (tropical clawed frog), 3916 nucleotides long. RefSeq names its product AGBL carboxypeptidase 2 (gene agbl2). Lineage: Eukaryota; Metazoa; Chordata; Amphibia; Anura; Pipidae. Gene Ontology annotation, cellular component: cytosol; centriole. Gene Ontology annotation, biological process: proteolysis. Gene Ontology annotation, molecular function: zinc ion binding; metallocarboxypeptidase activity. The record is from RefSeq and is marked provisional.
CGUGAUCCCGGUUACCUGGCAACCUGGAGAGUUUGGAGGCGGAGAUUCCAUGAAGCGCUGGAACCGCAGGUAGAGCUGCCAGGUUGCCUACAGAUAGCUGGAACUUCAUCCACCAUGUGUCCUGCUCUGAGCACAGACUUAAAGCAAGAGGUUUUAACAGACCCAUAUGAAAGUUUUAUGCACCAUCAUCUGCAGUAUUAUGGCUAUUUCAGAGGCCUGGAACCUAGAGAACAAUUUAAACUGCCAGUCCAAAGAUGCCGCAAAGUGGUUACAGACAGUGAUUCAGAUAUGCCAUCCUCGCAGGAGGAUCAGAAAAAGCUAGUCUAUUCACUAUUGCUGGACAGCCCUGUUUUUAAGAGCAGGCAGCUUGUUUUUGAAGAUCAGGAGGGGAAAAUCAUCCCACGACUCAGAGAGCCAAAAGAUCUGUAUGGCAGUUCCAGUCAAGAUGGCUGCUGGCAACAAGCACGGUGGCCUAGUGAAUGUGAAGUCAUCAAGCAAGAUAUCAGCCACAUUGAGUGGGAUCCAACAGACCGAGAAAUCUUUUACAAACCCACAGGAAAUGAGCCAAAGCCUCCAGUCGUUUCUGAAGGAACAGGAGCUGUGGUAUAUGAAAUCAGUCCAGCUCAUAAGGGGUCUUACUUUAAGGGGUCCCGGACUGGUGGGCGCAAGUGUUCACACAGAAAGAACCAGAAGGUGCAGUGUAACAAUGACCUGCAGUUUGAAUCUCGGUUUGAAAGUGGAAACCUCCAGAAAGCAAUGAAAGUUGGCAUGUAUGAGUAUGAGCUGACCCUACGCACUGACCUGUACACCAGCAAACACACCCAGUGGUUCUACUUUCAGGUGAAAAACACAAGAAAAGGGGUUCCGUACAGGUUCACUAUCACAAAUCUGAUGAAAACCAACAGCUUGUACAAUGAAGGCCUGAAGCCUUUGCUGUACUCCCAGCAGGAUGCUGCGCUGAAAGGCAUAGGAUGGAGAAGGGAAGGUAAAGACAUUAAAUACUAUAAGAACACCAGGUCCCUGGAUGGCCGCUCUCUGUACAGCCUAACAUGGACGUUUGAAUUCCCACAUGAUGAUGACAUUUGCUAUUUUGCUCAUUGCUACCCAUACACAUACUCUGACUUGCAAAGAGAUUUGAAGAGCAAGAUCAGUGACCCUGCGUGCUCACAUUACUGCAAACUGCGCACUUUGUGUAGGAGUUUAGCCGGCAACAGUAUUUACCUGCUCACCAUCACUUCUCCCUCCACAAACCUCACAACCGGUGCCAAAAAGAAAGCCAUAGUGGUAACUGCCAGAGUGCAUCCAGGAGAGACCAAUGGGUCAUGGAUGAUGAAAGGUUUCUUGGAUUUCAUCCUGAGUGAUUCCCCAGAUGCUCAGCUUCUCCGGGAUACUUUUAUCUUCAAAGUUGUGCCAAUGCUUAACCCCGAUGGGGUCAUUGUUGGGAACUAUCGCUGCUCUCUGUCUGGAAGAGAUCUGAAUAGGAACUAUAAAAGCAUGCUUAAAGAUGCCUUCCCUUGCAUCUGGCACACUCGCUCUAUGGUGAAAAGGCUUCUUACUGAGCGAGAAGUUAUCCUCUAUUGUGAUUUUCAUGGACACAGUCGGAAAAACAAUGUCUUUAUGUAUGGCUGCAACAGCAAGGGACAUCCCCUCACAAAACUGCACGAGAGAAUUUUUCCCCUGAUGUUGAGUAAAAAUGCACCUGACAAGUUCUUAUUUAAGGGAUGUAAGUUUAAAGUGCAGAAAAGUAAAGAAGGAACCGGUCGAAUUGACAUGUGGAAACAGGGAAUCCAAAACAGCUACACCAUGGAGGCAACAUUUGGCGGAUCUACGCUUGGGAACAGAAAAGACACGCAUUUUACAACACAGGACCUAAAGUCUAUGGGGCAUCAUUUUUGUGACACAUUGCUUGAUUAUUGUGACCCUGAUAGUUCCAAGUUUAAGUUGUGCUUGUCAGAACUACAAAGGUUAGUGGAAGAAGAUAUCAGAGAGAAAAUGAAGCAGCUCGGACGUGACAUGGAUUCUGAUUUCACAUUAAGUGACAUUACUCUAUCUGACUUGGAAUCCAGCACCAGUGGAUCCAAUAGCUCAGAAUCAGAUGGUCUGCCAGCCCAUUUAGUGGACAUUGCCGAAAAGUUUUAUCAGAAGAAAAAGAGACGACUCCGAUCGAGAAAGGAGAGGAACAGCUUGUAUCAAAAGCGUAACGCCAGGCAGAAACAAAAGUUACAUGAAGCUGUGGAGGUUUCCGAACCAGCUGCUCAUAUUGUCAGAAAUGAACUUACUAAAAGUUCUGGGAAGAGGAAGAAGGAACAGAAAGUCGCCAAGAUAAAGUUUCAGGAAGAUCUGGUGCCUCAGACUGAAGAGAAUCUAACAACUGCAGCUCCAACAGAAAAGUCAUCCAUGUUGUAUUCACGGAAACCAGAAUCUGUCUCCAUGAAGACUCAGAUGAUCAACAGUCUCCCAACCUCCUGCGUUAGAGACUUCAUGGAUCUCGAUCAUGUUUGUGAGCGGCAAAUGACCAUUAGGCCCCGCCCAAGUGCGAAUGGAAACCGCCUGCCGCUGAUUAUAACCGUGGUUCAGCAAUCCACUUUGCCGCCAGUUCCCAAAGGCAUUUCCGCACUGAAGCAGCACCCGCCUCCUUUCCAUUCUAUACUGGAUCAGAGCGGUGAUCAGCUGACAGUUGCAGAUCAUGUGUUUAGAAGAGAUAAAUCCGUGGCUAAGCGAGGGUUUUCUUCCGCAGGGAUAAGGCCAUAUUGCUCUGGAAUCAGUGGAGAAAAACAGAAAGUCCUUGAUGGCUCCAUCGUCCCAUUGGAUCUACAUCUGAGUCUUAGCCCAGAGGUGCACAGGCAAAACAAACCACGCCAGGAGCCUCUCAUCACUUUGGGCUCUACAGAAUAUUUCGAGGGCUUUCUACCAAAACCAAAAACCGACCCUAUAAGGAGAUUUCCCGGUAUAUCCAGUUCAGAACCCCAUUUCCCUAACUCCUCAGAAGAUAUAACUGUAAGAAAUACGAUGAAGUGAAGAAUGCUGCUAUGGAUUCACGGAUAAUUGUUAAACAUUGGUUGUUGAUGGUCAUGUGACUUAGCCCUAUCACCAAUGGUGCAUUUUUCAACUGAAGACACAGUGUUAUUACAUGGGCGCAGGCUGGCGGAACGGAGGGGCUCAUUUCUACUACAAGGCGAAGGGGUAGUUCACCUUGAAGCUAACUUUAAUUAUGUUAUUAAAUGUCUUAUUCUAAGCAACUUUUCAAUUGGUCAUUUUUAUAAUUAUAGUUUUUGAAUGCUUUGCCCUCUCUUUCCAGCUUUCAAAAAAGGGCCCAAAUAACUAUUGCUCUGUGUGGCUCUUAUGUUAUUGUAUACCAUUCAUCUUCCAGUCUCUUAUUCAAAUCGAUGUCUGGUUGUUAGGGUAAAUUGGACUCUAGCAACCAGCUGGAUGUUAAAAACUCACUGGGCCAACGUGAGCGAUGUACCUUCAUCUUACUUGUCUUGGAUGAAGACACACGGAGCUACAUAGUAGCAGCUACUUGUCAUGGCUACUAGAUGCCAGAAAAUACCCUGCCAUAGACAAUACUGGGAAUUGCCUCUGCUAAGAGAAAAUUAUCAGUAAAUGAUCAGCAUUGUCCAUUUUAGUAACCACAACAAGUAGCUGCUACUAGUAGCUUUAUGUGUCUUCACCCUUAGUGACCCUUUGCAGUAGCUCACAGACCAGUACCCUUCUAUCUCUCUGUAGCUUUCAAAUUGGGGUCACUGACCCCGGCAGCCAGAAAACUAUUGCUCUGUGAGGCUUUAGUUUUGUUGUAACUUAUUUUUCUAUUCAGGUCUUCUCCUAUUCAUAUUCCUGUCUCUCAUUUAAAACACUGCCUGGUUGCUAAGGUAAUUUGGACCCUAGCAUCCAGAUAGCUGCUGAACAAACGCUGAAA